UCCGACAUUUACCAUUGUUUACACAAAUCAUGCUGUUUUCUGUGUUUUCCCUCUAGUAGUCGUACCAAGCGUUUAAGUGAUUACGACGUAUAGUGUAUAAAUAUUAUUUUUUCAAGGAGACAAUAUCAUGUUGGCAUCAACAGUAAAGAAAUUUUGGACAGGACACAAUGGCGGAUUAAUGAGAUGUCUUGUCACACAACACAGGAACUACUCAAAUGAAGGUGACAAUGAUCUUGUGGUUAUUGGGUCUGGUCCAGGAGGAUAUGUAGCUGCCAUCAAAGCUGCUCAACUAGGAAUGAAGACAGUUUGUGUGGAGAAAAAUCCAACCCUUGGAGGCACUUGUCUUAAUGUAGGCUGCAUCCCUUCCAAAGCUCUGCUAAACAAUUCUCAUUUUUACCACCUAGCUACUUCAAAUGACCUUAAAAACAGAGGCAUUGAGUUUGAUGGCAUUCGUCUUAAUCUCCAAAAAUCAAUGGCAACAAAAGAAAAAGCUGUGAAAGGACUAACAGGAGGCAUUGCACAUCUAUUCAAACAAAACAAAGUCACAAGGAUAGAUGGAUUUGGAAAAAUUACAGGCCCAAAUGAAGUGACAGUUUCAAAGGCAGAUGGAAGUCAGGAAAAAAUUUCCACCAAAAAUAUCUUAAUUGCUACUGGAUCUGAAGUUACUCCAUUUCCUGGUAUAGAGAUAGAUGAGAAAACAAUAGUGUCAUCAACUGGUGCCCUUUCCUUGGAAAAAGUUCCAGAGAAAAUGGUGGUCAUUGGUGCAGGUGUUAUUGGAGUAGAACUUGGAUCAGUGUGGCAAAGAUAUGGAUCAGAUGUUACCUGUGUUGAGUUUUUAUCAAACAUAGGAGGCAUGGGAAUUGACUUGGAUGUUGCUAAAAACUUCCAACGAAUCCUUCAGAAACAAGGACUGAAAUUCAAAUUGGACACCAAGGUUACCAAUGCAACAAGAGUUGGGGACAAAAUCAAAGUGGCCAUUGAAAGUGUUAAAAAUCAAAAACAAGAUGAGUUGGAAUGUGAUGUUUUACUGGUUUGCAUUGGCCGAAGACCUUUCACAAGUAACAUUGGUUUAGAAGAAUUAGGAAUCCCAAAGGACAACAGAGGAAGAAUAGAAGUCAAUUCAAGAUUCCAAACCAUUGUUCCAAGUGUUUAUGCCAUAGGUGAUUGUAUACAAGGACCAAUGUUGGCACAUAAAGCAGAAGAUGAAGGUAUAAUCUGUGUUGAAGGAAUGAAUGGAGGUGCUGUCCAUAUUGAUUAUAAUUGUGUCCCAUCGGUCAUUUACACACAUCCAGAAGUGGCAUGGGUUGGCAAAACGGAAGAGCAACUUCAAGAAGAGGGGGUAGUAUACAAAAUUGGGAAGUUUCCCUUGGUGGCUAAUAGUCGUGCCAAAACCAAUGAUGAUACGGAUGGUUUUGUCAAAGUCUUGGCAGAUAAAGAAACAGACAAAUUGUUAGGAUGUCACUUUAUUGGAUCAGUGGCAGGAGAACUCAUUAAUGAAGCUGUAUUGGCAAUGGAAUAUGGAGCUUCCUGUGAAGACAUAGCUCGUGUUUGUCAUGCACAUCCAACUGUUUCGGAGGCACUUCGAGAAGCUAACUUGGCAGCCUAUGCAGGGAAAGCUAUUAACUGUUAAUGUGUAGCAUUUGCUAUAAAGUGUUGGUGAUAAUAUAGAAAUGUGGAUUUUAUAAAACUUUUCCCGAUUUUUUUAGUCCUAAAACAGCAAUUUUGGAAUCCUUGUUUUAGUUUUGUUUAUCGGAACAUUUGAAUAUUGGUGAUAACAGUGUGUGUAAAAUUGUAUGAUGCUGUCUGAAUUAUUAAAGGGGAAAAUAUUUUGAUUAGACAGGUAAAAGAAAUAAAAUGAAUCUCAUAAU
This is a messenger RNA of Magallana angulata, 1868 nucleotides long. RefSeq names its product dihydrolipoyl dehydrogenase, mitochondrial-like. NCBI's taxonomy places the organism in Eukaryota, Metazoa, Mollusca, Bivalvia, Ostreida, Ostreidae. Gene Ontology annotation, molecular function: dihydrolipoyl dehydrogenase (NADH) activity; flavin adenine dinucleotide binding. The record is from RefSeq and is a predicted model, not a curated record. The transcript is spliced from 14 exons. The coding region runs from base 128 to 1630 and encodes 500 amino acids. Gene Ontology annotation, cellular component: oxoglutarate dehydrogenase complex; mitochondrion.